CAUCAUGGUAUCUUUUUUCUACAUCAAUUGCCACUAUUCUCGCGGUUUUCCUCGUCCGCUUCUCGUUCAAAUUGACAUGCGGCCCCCGCUCAAGUGCCCGUCUCCCUGGCACGGGCGUGCACCUUUCCGCCGACAUUCUCCAAGCUUAUCAUUCCAUUGACCGGUCGGCCCUGCACUGCCCGCGGUCCGCCUGACCGGUGUGUGCCCGGACGAAGCUGCAUCUUCUUGCCUCAGCACGCGCGAAUCCGUGGCAAUCCCCGCUCCCUGCACCUUCUAACAAAAGCAUUGGUCACAAGACUCAAAAUGGCGACCAUCGUCUCGUUCGCGGGCCCGGCGCAUCCUUUAGGUUAUGAUCACUUCCCCUUCGAUGCCAACAACAUCCCAACUCUUGAAGACCUGGCUAUGAUGGAGCUGUGUGACAACGCCCAUCACCAUGCUUCACCACUCGACUGGUGUAUGGUAGACCCGCCAUCCGCGGAUGCAACUGCCGGUCCGUCUUCCGCCUCCAGAAACUCGCCGUCCUUCUCACCCCCAAGCCCUCGUCCGUGCGGCAACAAUGAUUGGUACUACUCGCUCGAAAGACCAGGGGAUUCGUCCGAAUUCUCCGGCACCAGUCCUGCCUCCAGCUGGAACGGUGCAGCGCGUGCGGGAGGUUCUUUCCCUUUCUCUCCAGGUCCGAUUGGUGUGCCCGCUGCACCGGUGAAUGGUUCGCCUCCUCUGGGCAGCCCUGGAGCUUCGCACGCCUCUUCCCUCGUGCCUCUUGCCUCGUCUACUCCGAGAAGCUUGACCGCUGCUCCCUCGGACCUUGACUGUGGGAAUGGUCAUGCCGAUCAGCUUCGUGACCUUUCCAACAGCUUACAAGCUCCGCCCACCGCUGCUUAUGCAACAGCAGACGAGCUCAACAGUUACCUAAACAACUCGCUCGUCGAGGCUGGGGGUUUUGGCAAUCUCUAUGCGUCGGAAGUCUAUGAGCGCCCUGCAGCCUUUCACGCGCUUCCACACGACCUGUUUGCGUACGCUUCCCUCGAUGCUGACGCGCAGCCCAAUCACGCCAGUCUACACUACCAAGAGCUCCUGCGACAGCAAAAUCAUGCCCUCGUGCAGCAAUACCAUGAGCUACACUAUGAAGUAGCAGCCUGGCGCUCGAUCGCACAGCGCCAUACUCAUAUCGAAAGUAUCACGGGUGAUCAAAUCCCCCCAAUCUCAUCAGACUGGAACGUACAACCGAGACAGACAAACAACAAGCGACCAGGUGCGUCUGCCACUUUACAGCCACGAGUGUUCGCACCUACGCCACAGUUCGGGCCCAACGGGAUACCACACACUGGCUCGUUUAUCGGGCUUCGCAAAAGGCCGUCGCAACCACAGACACUGCGGCCAGGCGCCACAGCCGCUACCCUACCCAUCACACAAUCUUCGGGCCAGGAGCGCUCACUACAACCACCGCAGGCUGGCGCGGCCGUCAGUGCCAACAGCCGCAGAUACCCCAUCUUGUUGAAAGCGAAACCGCCUUCCGGGCCCAGAAACACUGCCCAAGAGACGACGGUGCAGCGUCGCAAAGGCGGGCGGGCAAAGAAGCUCGAAGAGCCAAUCAGGCAGAAGAUAUCAAAGAUGCGUCGUGCCGUUGCGUGUUGGAGAUGCAAGAUGCAGAGGGACGAGUGCGACGACCAGCGCACAUGCGGACGUUGCGUGGCGAGCGCCCAGAAGGGUCAGCUCUACUUUGCAUGUAACCGAUCAAAGCUGGAGGAAUUUGUCAGUGACUUUCUGCCACCCACGAUGACCAUGAUGCAUGCGCGGCAGACCAUCGAGGAUACCGUGGGCGCUGAGGUGGGAGGAUGGAAUAGAGACAAUCCCAUCCAAGUAUUCCUCACCAGUGGCUACGGUUCUGCCUUGGCCUGGCAGGUCUACGAGUUCAAGCCCAAGUCUCAAGAGCUUCUAGGCCAGUAUCAGUAUUUCCGAAACCCCGAGACCGGCGUCUCGGUGCGCGAGUAUAAGUAUUCGCCUCCGCUUGGCCUGAUGUCGCUGGACGAUGGGGACAGGGCACAUGUCGACAACUACCUAGACGAGUUGAUGACGGAAGAAUACUUGUGGGAUCUCGGCUGGACUUGCUUUGAAUUCGAUGCGCAAUCGGACGAGACCGCCUUCCAGCCCAACCUGUUGCACUUCAUGUGCAACCUAUACCUGGAAACCGAGGAUGACGAACUGAAGAACGUCCUGCAAAACAUCAUCCGAAUGAUGAUCAUCACCUAUAUAAUGGGCCACACGCUUACUAUCGUCGAAGACACCCUCCCCAGUGUUCUAGCAGAGGUCACGCUGUCCGAUCGCCCGAAGCAAUUUACAAGCCACACCUCGCCUCGCCUCGCGAAUCGCCAACUCAAGUUCUUCUUCUCCAUCCUCCGCACCUCCAUCUACGGCGCCAUGCUGAAAUGGCAACACCGCGUCUUCUUCUCCAGCGGCCUGAAGGAGAGCACCUGGCUGGCGUCCUUCUGCGCUAUGCUUGGCUUUGCAAUGGUCUUGGAAGAGAUACAGUGCACUUUGCAAAUCCAAGCGGACGCGAAGAUCCAAAGAGGAGAGAUGGCGCCCCAUCCGGCUUAUGUUGAAGCGAGCAGCGCGUGCGAGCGAAUCGAUGGCCGGUUCAAAUUCCUCGUUGAUUUGUUUCAAUGCAAAUAUCGCGACAAGACCUGGGUAGAGGAUGGGAGUUUUGGUCCUGGUACUCCAAAACUAGAAGGGCUGGCGGAGAAUCAUUUCCUCAAGCAGUUACGAGACCUGGUUGAUGAGAAGCGUAAGUGGAUGGAGAGAAAAGGUCUCCAAAUGUAGACUGACGGGCUCUGCAGGUGACUAUCUCGCAAGCCGGCGAACUGUGGAAUGCUUGCCGGACGACCAAUCUCGCUACACAUCGCGGCUGGUGGCGCGCUUCUUGUUCACCGUUUUGAAUCUGCCGGGCUAGACGUUUGGAGAUUAC
This is a messenger RNA of Neohortaea acidophila, 2962 nucleotides long. RefSeq lists its product as uncharacterized. Bases 304 to 2817 code for a protein of 837 amino acids. The transcript has 4 exons. NCBI's taxonomy places the organism in Eukaryota, Fungi, Ascomycota, Dothideomycetes, Mycosphaerellales, Teratosphaeriaceae. The record is from RefSeq and is a predicted model, not a curated record.